Molecule: messenger RNA, 939 nt
Organism: Chenopodium quinoa (quinoa)
Lineage: Eukaryota; Viridiplantae; Streptophyta; Magnoliopsida; Caryophyllales; Amaranthaceae
Exons: 4
Coding region: 241-939 (232 amino acids)
Source: RefSeq, a predicted model, not a curated record
UGGGGGUCGUGCGUGGGUCGUGGGUCGAGGCUGCUGCUGGUGGUGGGUCGAGGCGGCUGCUGCUUGGUCGGAGGUUGAUGGUGGUUGCUCGAGGCCGCCGGUGUUAGCUGGUGGUGUUCGUGGGUGUACUUGGUGGUGGUGCAUGUUCGAGGGUGUUGUUGAACCGAGCCCAAGCACGCACUCUAGCUUCAAUCUUCAAUCUUUGUCUUUCUCACUCUCAAAUUAGGGUGUGCACAUAUCAUGGAUCCUGAUGAGAACCUUCAUUCUGAUGAGGAUAUAGAUGAUGAUUCUGGGGACGAGUUGUAUGAUGUUAAUAAGGAGACGGAUAUGGGGGAACCGGAAGACCAAGCUUAUGACCAGUUCCAACAUAAGCUUGAUGAAUUUGAGCGUAUAGCUGAAACUGCCCAUCCUAUUAAUGAUAAUGUGGUUACCGAAUUUGUAGGUGAUUCACAUUAUGAAACUCAAAUGCAAAGGCAAGUGAAAAAAACCGGUGGUGGAGGAGGGGUAAAGCCACCGGUGAACAGAAAGAGUAAGGGUGCAACUAAAGCUUUCAAGAAACCUGACGUUCCUAUGGUGCUUGAGUUUGAUGAGUUAGGUCAACCUACUGGCCAAUGGCGCGACAAAUUUUCUAGUCAAGUUGGCAUUCUAACUCGUAAAAUACCAAUCACACUUGAGUUUGCCGAGAUACCUCACGGGUUGCUUCAAACAUUUUGGGACGAUACUAUGGUGCCUGGGCUGCUGCAGGUGCCUGGGCAACAGCCUGGGCUGCUGCAGCUGCCUCGGCAGAGUAUGUUCCAUAUUCCUGAUGAGCCGGCCAAGAGAAAAGUGUUUGAAUCUUUUGUACAAGAGAGAUUCAAAAACUUCAAGAGUUACUUGAGGACGAGAUGGAUCCAUAAGAGAAGAAAGAGAAGACCAAAGAAAAAUGUGCCUGCAGAUUGA